AUGGAGACGCGAGUGUGCGCUACCGGUAGCACGGUAUCCGGUGGAACGUCAGCGGAAACGGCGUCGAGAGGCGUCGCGACGCCCUCGCCCUCACCUGUGCCCUCGCUCCCAGCCUCCUCCGGGACCGCGAGUAUCGGUAUCACCGCCUCCGCGGUUCUAACUUCCGCGGGUUCUAUGCAAAGCUCAUCGAGUCCAGUGGUGUUAUCAAGCCCGCCUGUUGUCUCUACCCACGCCAGUCUGCCCAAAAUACUCAGCAGAAAUGUCAACGGAACACUUGUCCAGACAUCUGUGCCGCAAAACGAAGCCGAACUACAACUUUAUCGUGUUAUGCAACGUGCUUCUCUUUUAGGAUAUUAUGAUACGCUUUUAGAAAUGGGUGGUGACGAUGUACAACAACUUUGUGACGCUGGUGAAGAAGAGUUUCUAGAAAUAAUGGCAUUAGUCGGUAUGGCGACGUUAUUUCAAACACCAGUAGUACCGUCUAACACGGCACCCGCGAAGAGCGGUAGUUCGACAGGCGUACCGAUACCCGCGGCGAGCCCGCGAACUCAUCAAACAAAUUCCUCAAUAUUUCCGCUGGCUCAAACAAGCCCGACAACACCGUUCUCCUCGACGACCCACGUGCCUCUUACACCGUUGCCUUGCAGAAGUGUUAGUCCUGUUACGCCGGUAACAACUGUUAUUGCACCUGCUGCCUCUACAUUUCGACACAGCCCGAGUCCCAAUACGCCGAUCGCUUACACGGGUUCUCACAGUCCCGGAGUGCUUCAAGUCGGAACCUGCGAGUCAUCCUGCGGAAGUGGUACAACCCCCAGCCCGAGUGGUGGCGGAGGAGCACCACCUAGUCCCACACAAGUAACGCCGACGUUAUUGCCAUCGCAGGUACAGCGACUCGCGGAUGCAGCCGAAAGACUCGCCUGUAACUUGAGACCGUUGGACCCGAAACCUCACAAUGUUAAGAAAAAAAUUUGCAAAAAUCUCGAGCAGAUUGUUAUGGCGAUGCCGGAGAACGAUCCCAGGAGGAUGGAGGAGAUAAGAAAGUACGCGGCUAUUUAUGGACGGUUUGAUUGCAAAAGAAAACCCGAAAAACCGCUGACACUCCACGAGGUGUCUGUAAAUGAAGCUGCUGCGCAAAUUUGCCGGUUUGUUCCAGCUCUCCUGACCAGACGGGACGAAUUGUUUCCUCUGGCCCGACGUGUUGUUCGUGAUUCCGGAUACCACUACUCCAAAAGUCAAUUCCUAAUGACAAGACGCGGCGAAAAUGGGGACGAAGAGACUGAGAAAAUUAAGCGCCAGCAUCUCGACGCAGAUGCUGAGGGUGAGGACACAUCCCAGGCCGAGUUGGAUUUACGCUGUACCGGGACGGAUAUCAACAGUACUUUAAGACGACAUGCCUCCUCAAGUCCAGUUUGGAGGAAGAAGAGUAACAACGGUGUGUUUAUGACCAAUAUCGAAGAAGUCAGCGACACUGAUAGUCAAUUUUCAUUUUCUAAUGACGAAUCUUUGCAUGAUAUCAACGAAUUGGACACCGAAAAUACGGAUAAAGAAAGUGAUUUUAAUUUAAAAGUAAUUGCUUCUCGAGGAGAUAACAUUAUUGCUGUAGCGAACCCAGCGUUGAUGGAAUGCAACCAUCCUACAAUAAAAAAAGAGCCUGAGGACGAGAAGUCAACAUUGUGA
Messenger RNA from Cotesia congregata, 1677 nucleotides. The record is from the annotation of a GenBank genome assembly. Lineage: Eukaryota; Metazoa; Arthropoda; Insecta; Hymenoptera; Braconidae.